UUGACAUUCAUAGUCUGAUUAGUCUGUACGUUGUUCCUCUAUAGUCUGUAGUUGUUCAAAAAAUUUCCUUUUCCUUGUGGCAUGGUGUCGGCAUAAGGAGCCAAGAUGCAGAUCUUCGUAAAGACCCUAACAGGGAAAACCAUCACCCUUGAGGUGGAACCCUCUGACACUAUCGAAAAUGUCAAAGCCAAGAUCCAAGAUAAGGAGGGAAUCCCUCCUGAUCAACAGAGAUUGAUCUUUGCCGGCAAGCAGUUAGAGGAUGGUCGCACACUCUCAGACUACAACAUCCAGAAAGAGUCCACACUCCACCUGGUGUUGAGGCUGCGUGGUGGUGCCAAAAAACGCAAGAAGAAGAAUUACUCCACACCUAAGAAGAUUAAGCACAAGAAGAAGAAGGUCAAGCUAGCUGUACUUAGGUUCUACAAGGUUGACGAGAACGGUAAGAUCCACCGCUUGCGUCGUGAGUGCACGGGCGAGCAGUGCGGUGCCGGCGUGUUCAUGGCCGUCAUGGAGGACAGGCACUACUGCGGCAAGUGCCACAGCACCAUGGUCUUCAAGGAUGAUGACAAAUGAACAUACAUACCCGUUACUUAGUGUAAGAUGAAGAUGUGUGGUGCUCCGACCGCUGUGUAUGAUGGAUUUGAAUAAAUCUUGACACAGUGUCAGAGUG
This is a messenger RNA of Colias croceus (clouded yellow), 670 nucleotides long. It is a transcript of the gene RpS27A, whose product is annotated as ubiquitin-40S ribosomal protein S27a. Lineage: Eukaryota; Metazoa; Arthropoda; Insecta; Lepidoptera; Pieridae. Gene Ontology annotation, biological process: protein ubiquitination; modification-dependent protein catabolic process; translation. The record is from RefSeq and is a predicted model, not a curated record. Bases 106 to 573 code for a protein of 155 amino acids. Gene Ontology annotation, cellular component: ribosome; cytoplasm; nucleus. Gene Ontology annotation, molecular function: protein tag activity; structural constituent of ribosome; ubiquitin protein ligase binding. The transcript has 4 exons.